AGCCAAUUGUCCGGGAGCCAUUUGCCAUAAGGAAUAUGUCGUAUCCAUCGAUCCCGGAACAUUUUGACCUGGUCAUGUUUUGAUAAAAGUCGUGGUAUCAUAUUAUGCAUGUAUGUUAUCUCAACUACCUGUUGUUUGGUGACGUUACCGAGAAGCUAAAAAUAAGGCGACUACGAUUUUACAGCCUAAAUAUAAAUACCCGUCUUUUGUUAACAAGAAUAAUUGUAUUGACACAUGUUCUGUACACACAGAGCUUUUACCAUUUGUACCAAAUCCUCUUUAUCUAAUCUUUUUUAGCGCAAAAUGUGUCACAUGCUCGAAUCCAACGUAUAUAGGUACACAAUAUCACACCGACAAAAAAUUUCUUUUUAUGAACACCUCACAACAUCGAAUCAGAUUUAUCAAAGAUGACGGAGCAAUGGGAAGAAAUUUUGCUUCUUUUCGCUGUUUCCACAAUCAUGGUUAUCAUCCUGUUGCUGUUAAAGUAUAUUCAGUACCAAAGGGAACAAGUGAAGGCCAUAGAGGUUACUAUCAGACAAGCGCAACAAGACAGAGUAUAUAGCAUCAGUGAGAGGGUGCAACCAAACGAAUGGUCCAGUCGAGACGCUUACCUUACCGUACAACAUAUCACAGCAGAGAACCAAAUGAACAAACCAAAUUACAAUGAUGCUCCUCCUUCUUAUGAAGAAGCGAUGAGGAUAGUAGCAUUAACAACAGCCACAGGCGAAAGCUCGACAGUUGUGACAGUUUCCACGUUACCCAAAGAACCAAACUGACGUACACCAAAGGUCCAUCAUGCUCAGAAUCGUCUGUGUAAAUUCCGAAAUGUGAUCAUGCUUAGUUUUAAGGUUUUUUUUUAUACUUAAAUCUACAUAAUAUUUAUGUGGAUCUCAACGAUUUGAUAUUCUUGUACAUAGUUAAAUUAUUAUCUGAAUAUGUAAGAAAUAAAGAAAUCUCGAUAUGAAA
This is a messenger RNA of Acanthoscelides obtectus, 966 nucleotides long. The record is from the annotation of a GenBank genome assembly. NCBI's taxonomy places the organism in Eukaryota, Metazoa, Arthropoda, Insecta, Coleoptera, Chrysomelidae.